Messenger RNA from Brassica oleracea var. oleracea, 1337 nucleotides. RefSeq lists its product as uncharacterized. The record is from RefSeq and is a predicted model, not a curated record. Lineage: Eukaryota; Viridiplantae; Streptophyta; Magnoliopsida; Brassicales; Brassicaceae. The transcript has 2 exons. Bases 194 to 1096 code for a protein of 300 amino acids.
GAUUUUGUUUUGUUUUGUUUUUUCCGUUUUCGAAUUCAGUUUCUGAUCACAAAAAGCAUAAAGCUCUAACGUUCUCGCGUCGUCGCGUAUCUCGGAGACUUUAUUACCGUAUCUAAAGACUUCAAAAUAAAGCAAUCUUUCUCCCUUUUUUUCUUAUAUAUUUAUAUUUUGGCUCAAGUUCGAAACCAUCGUAAUGCCGUUUCACACGAAGAUCCAACCGAUAGACUUGUCGGAAGAUCUACCGACGAUGAAGCAAAUGCCGAAGUCGCGUUUGAAGCGUCUCUUCGAGCGUCAGUUCAGUAUCAAGAACGCCACGGUCGGCGAUUUCGACGCGCCGCCGCUUUCUAGAGGCAACUCCGGAGAUUUCGAGCCGAGUUCCGUCUGCUUGGCGAAGAUGGUUGUGAACUUCAUCGAGGAUAACAAGGAGGAGGAGGAGAAACAGAGGUGCGGUCGUAGCCGGUGUAGCUGCUUUACCGGGAGUGGAACAGAGAGCUCCGGCGAUGAAUCCGAAUGGUCGGAUGAUGUCAAGUGUUCGUCUGGUGAAGCUUGCGUGAGGCUCAAGAGUUUGGUUCUAUGUACGAGCAUCAGCGAGAGGAAUGUAAUGGCUGACGUGACCAAGAUUGUGGAGACAAGUAAGCGUAAAGACCAAUCUUGCUUGAAGAACCUGGUCAGUGUGUUGGUGAGGUUAGGUUACGAUGCGGCUAUAUGCAAAUCUCGUUGGGAGAAGACUCCUUCAUAUCCUACAGGGGAGUAUGAGUAUCUGGAUGUGAUUAUGGAAGGCGAAAGACUGUUGAUCGACAUUGAUUUCAAGUCCAACUUCGAGAUUGCUCGUGCGACCAAGACCUACAAGUCGAUCCUGCAAACUAUUCCUUGUAUUUUUGUAGGCAAAGCGGAUCGGUUGCAGAGGAUCAUCAUGCUUCUAUCUAAAGCGGCAAAGCAGAGUUUGAAGAAGAAAGGACUUCAUGUGCCACCGUGGAGGAGAGCUGAGUAUGUUAAAUCAAAGUGGCUGUCUACUUAUGUUCGUGGAGAGGAGAAGCAGGAAACGGUAGAUAUGUUGAGUGCAUCGGUAGGUGGUUCCAUAGUCUUUGGUGUUUGAAGAUUGUGUGGAAGCUUUUGUUAUAAUUACAUAAAAAGCCUCUAAGAGAGGUGUUGUGAGAGAUAGGAGUGUUCUGAGCCCCUUAAUAGUUUUUUUGAUAUUUAAGGGUAUGAACUGGUGAAUCACAGUGUGUCUCCCCUUGUCUUUUUGGUGUAAAGGAGACUGUGAUCAGACUCGGUGACUGUCUUUGCUUUUGUGAGACUAAUGGAUUAUAAUAAUUAAACAAUAAUUGUUGCACCUA